This is a messenger RNA of Exophiala xenobiotica, 1775 nucleotides long. RefSeq lists its product as uncharacterized. Lineage: Eukaryota; Fungi; Ascomycota; Eurotiomycetes; Chaetothyriales; Herpotrichiellaceae. The transcript is spliced from 2 exons. The coding region runs from base 174 to 1502 and encodes 442 amino acids. The record is from RefSeq and is a predicted model, not a curated record.
CUUCAUUGCGAGAUCUACGGUUAGUCCAGCCAGUAUUUCAGGCAACUAUAGCAUCUAGUAUCGUACAUCUCGCAGUCACCUCGCUCUCAGAGGCCAUCGCCCAAGACGAUCUAUGCCGGUAAGACGGAACCACAACCUGCGUCCGCUACCAUGCCCGCUUUUGAGGGAUCCCGAUGCUUCUUAAUCUAUUCCGCCGGUCGCGGUCCAUUCGCGUACCGCUCAAGAAUGGGAACUUUGACAUGCAGCGAGUGUCGGUUAAGAGAAGACCAAAACCUAUAGUCUCGCGUGUCCUCUCUACGAUCCUCAUCAGUUAUUGCGUUCUUCAGACAGCCCAUUAUGUCUUGCCCAAGAAAGACUCCCAGAGCAAUGUCGAGAGUCAGCUGAAAACACUCCAGAGUCAGGUAAAGAGACUUGAGGACAAGAACGAGACAUCGGAUUCCCAACUACAGCACGAUGGAGAUUUCCGUGUUUGGCUCCCAUGGAUGCGGCACAGAAAACCGCCCAUGUAUACUCCAGAUGAUCCUGAUUGGAGAGAAUAUCAAAAACUGCAACAAGAUGAGAAGCUGAUGACCCGUAUCAAGGUUCAGGUGGUUGGAAUGAUAGUGCAAACAGCAUUGCCGGAAUACGCUUCGUCCCUGUUCGCUGUCGGCGCCAACCAGAACCGUAUUCAUAUGAACCUGGAUAUUAUCCCACCGGUCCGUCCUCCGACAAUUUACGAAAUCUCAUGUCUGUAUUUCGGACCGGAUAGAUGCACUUGGGGGUGGCACCAACUGCCUGACAACAUUGGAAGCAAGGUGCAGCAUAUUUUCCAUCCGUUUGUUUUCCGCGAGGCCUUCUACGCAGGCCUCAAGGAAUUUGCGCGGAUCUUCUACAAGAUCAGCCGAGCUAGGGUCGCCGACUUCUAUGACUCCGUUCGAGAUCAAACCACUCGAGCUGGCUCCAAAAUUGAAAAGGGAGCGAAACACGCGAAAGACACCACCCAGGUUGAGAAGGUGCAAUCUCAACUCUGGAUCAACCAGAUAUCCGACAAGUCUAAAGAUCAGUGGCUACCAUUUCUUCGGGGAGAAUGCAGCGAUCAUCCAUCGACCCAGUCCUACCGGGACGUCGUCAAGUCCGUGACAUACCAGCAAGCUAUUGAGGCAGGGUGUAUGAUGUUUCGUUCGACGGUCAAUUCAGGUCGAGCUUUGACCGCAGGAGCUCAUGUCCGAGAUGCGGUGCGUGUCGAAGGAUCACUUGUCUGGUAUGGUACGAAAGGCAAACUACACUUGGACGUAAGGGCUGUUUACUCGCCAGAAAACGGGUCCAUUAUUGGAAAACCGGUCGUUCUCAGGGCAUACACCAUCCCAGACACCACAAAAUGGCACAACAAGAAGCAGAGUGAUCCAGCUACGAAGUUGCCGACCGACAAAACUGGGACGCAAUCGCCACUGAAACAGUCAAAGGAAACAUCGGGAGGCCACCAGCCGGAGCCGUCUACGAAGGAAAGGGAGGAGGGGAAAUAGUUUACGAGGACUUUGAAAUGGUUUGCGCUUAGCGAGGAGUACGAGGACUAUGGAUUAUCAUGAACUGAGACUGGCCUGAUGUGCUGCGGAGAAUUAUGCUUUCGAUACAAAGAUGCUACUCAGAAGCUGAUUUUUGGUGUGUGUCAGUGAAGACAUCCUGCCGCCUUCGAUUUCAUGGAAGGAUUCUUUUCGAGUGUGCUUUACAGAUUCGAACCUUUCACGUUCUCAUCAUCCCUGGGAGAAUAUCAUCGCACUCUUGCCCUGUUAUUUAAC